Molecule: messenger RNA, 2542 nt
Organism: Cercocebus atys (sooty mangabey)
Lineage: Eukaryota; Metazoa; Chordata; Mammalia; Primates; Cercopithecidae
Gene: DCLRE1C
Product: DNA cross-link repair 1C
Exons: 13
Coding region: 375-2309 (644 amino acids)
Biological process (GO): protection from non-homologous end joining at telomere; interstrand cross-link repair; double-strand break repair via nonhomologous end joining
Molecular function (GO): damaged DNA binding; 5'-3' DNA exonuclease activity
Source: RefSeq, a predicted model, not a curated record
GUUGGCUGGGGCUACCUGCGCUGGGAGUUUCCAUUUCCCUUCCCGCGACUGCACCUGCACAGACACGGGCAACGCCUUACCAGAGCAACACCUGUGUUUCUUUGGCAGCAAUGAGCCUUUUUUUUGGUGGGGCUCAGGGCCCACCGCAUGCUGCGUAGCGCGGGUGAUUUAAACCCAGGCAGUCGGCGCCUGGGACCCGACCGGAUGCUCCUUGGCGUCGCCCCGGGUCUCCGGACUCCUCUGAUUGGACUUUUUUUCGUUCGGCCGCCCAAUGGCGAGGAGGCGCGCGACUUCUUUUUUUUGGCAGCGCGGUCAGGGCUGACCUGGGCUUCAGCUGCAGUUUUGGGGUCCGCGACGUUGGGAUCCGCGGCGAUAUGAGUUCUUUUUUUGGGCAGAUGGCCGAGUAUCCAACUAUCUCCAUAGACCGUUUCGACAGGGAGAACCUUAGGGCCCGCGCCUACUUCCUGUCCUUUUUUUACAAGGAUCACAUGAAAGGAUUAAGAGCCCCUACCUUGAAAAGAAGGUUGGAGUGCAGCUUGAAGGUUUAUCUAUACUGUUCACCUGUGACUAAGGAGUUGUUGUUAACUAGCCCGAAAUACAGAUUUUGGGAGAAACGAAUUAUAUCUAUUGAAAUCGAGACUCCUACCCAGAUAUCUUUAGUGGAUGAAGCAUCAGGAGAGAAGGAAGAGAUUGUCGUGACUCUCUUACCAGCUGGUCACUGCCCAGGAUCAGUUAUGUUUUUAUUUCAGGGCAAUAAUGGAACUGUCUUGUACACGGGAGACUUCAGAUUGGCACAAGGAGAAGUUGCUAGAAUGGAGCUUCUGCACUCGGGGGGCAGAGUCAAAGACAUUCAAAGUGUAUAUUUAAUACCUAACUGUUCUGCGACCGAGAUGUUAACCAAAUUCCAAGUUCAUGUGAAUAAGCUAGACAUGUUUAGGAACAUGCCUGGCAUCCUUCAUCACCUCACAACGGACCGCAACACUCAGAUCCAUGCAUGCCGGCAUCCCAAGGCAGAGGAAUAUUUUGAGUGGAGCAAAUUACCCUGUGGAAUUACUUCCAGAAAUAGAAUUCCACUCCACAUAAUCAGUAUUAAGCCAUCCACCAUGUGGUUUGGAGAAAGAAGCAGAAAAACAAAUGUAAUUGUGAGGACUGGAGAGAGUUCAUACAGAGCUUGUUUUUCUUUUCACUCCUCCUACAGUGAGAUUAAAGAUUUCUUGAGCUACGUCUGUCCUGUGAACGCAUAUCCAAAUGUCAUUCCAGUUGGCACAACUAUGGAUAAAGUUGUCGAAAUCUUAAAGCCUUUAUGCCGGUCUUCCCAAAGUAUGGAGCCAAAGUAUAAACCACUGGGAAAACUGAAGAGAGCUAGAACAAUCCACCGAGACUCAGAGGAAGAAGAUGACUAUCUCUUUGAUGAUCCUCUGCCAAUACCUUUAAGGCACAAACUUCCAUACCAGGAAACUCUUCAACCUGAGGUAUUUUCAAUGACUGCAGUAUCAGAAAAGCAGCCUGAAAAACUGAGACAAACUCCAGGAUGCUGCAGAACAGAGAGUACGCAGAGCUCUCGUUUCACAAACUUUGUAGAUUGUGAAGAAUCCAACAGUGAAAGUGAAGAAGAAUUAGGAAUCCCAGCUUCACUGCAAGGAGAUCUGGGCUCUGUACUUUACCAGCAAAAGGCUGAUGGGGAUGUACCCCAGUGGGAAGUAUUCUUUAAAAGAAAUGAUGAAAUCACAGAUGAGAACUUGGAAAACUUCCCUUCCUCCAUAGAGGCAGGGGGAUCUCAGUCACCGAAGCUUUUCAGUGACUCUGAUGGAGAAUCAACUCACAUCUCCUCCCAGAAUUCUUCCCAGUCAACACACAUAACAGAACAAGGAAGUCAAGGCUGGGACAGCCAAUCUGAUACUGUUUUGUUAUCCUCCCAAGAGAAAAACAGUGGGGAUAUUACUUCCUUGGGCAAAGGUGACUACAGACCAACAAUCAAAGAGAAUAUUCCUGCCUCUCUAAUGGAACAAAAUGUAAUUUGCCCAAAGGAUACUUGUCCUGAUUUGAAAAGCAGAGUUCAAGAUGUAACAACAGUUCCUAGUACUGGAGAACCAAUUACUCUAAGCAGUGAGAAACAUAUACCUGAGGAAAAAAGUUUGCUAAAUCUUAGCACAAAUGUGGAUUCCCAGAGCUCUUCUGAUUUUGAAGUUCCCUCAACUCCAGAAGCUGAGUUACCUAAACGAGAGGAUUUACAAUAUUUAUAUGAGAAGCUGGCAACUGGUGAGAGUAUAGCAGUCAAAAAAAGAAAAUGCUCACUCUUAGAUAUCUAAGAAUUCAAAGCGCUUCAACCUAGAGCAACCACUAAAAAACCUGCAGAGAGAUGAUAGUCAAUAUUACAAUAGAGAAAAUAUAAUACUUAAAAAUGUUCAAAUAAUCUGGUUUGGCGUGGUGGCUCACACCUGUAAUCCCAGCACUCUGAGGUGGGCAAUCGCUUGAGCUCAGGAGUUCGAGACCAGCCUGGCCAACAGUGAGAUGUGUCUCUACUUACAAAAAAAAAAAAAAA